AUGUAUCGACUACGUUCGCCGUGUUUGAGCAAUGUAGGUUUACCAUGCGGGUGGAUUUCGCAAAUCCCCCAGGGUUUAAACAAAUUUCCUUUGAGACAUAAUUGGGGAAACCGGUUGUCUCACUCGACAAAUUUUGCAGCAUCACCACCAACCAAGAAGGGUCUGCUGCCGUCCAAAAAUGUUCGACUCACCCAGAACAAACCGUUUAAACCCAAAGACUCAACCGCAAAUGCAGGCGGUCCAAGUCAAGAUAAAAAUUUUGCUUCGCAACGGCGAGCGCACAAAAUUAUAGACAACUUGGCCCACUUGUCGAAAAGAACAACUAGAUCAUCUUCAAAAUAUAUCGAGCCCAAGAGCAAAGAGACUAAAAAUAGAAGCGGAGCCAGUUCCAACCGCAACCGCAAGAUCAAACGCAACCGCAAACUAGCGAGAGCCCAGAAGUUUCAAGUUCGUGGAAAGUCUGUACCUGUACCGGGUCUGCUGCGCCAUGGACGUGACAAGGAGGAUAUAGCAAGCCAUUAUAUCGACACCAGGCACGUCACGCCCGAGGGCAGCUUCAGACAUCCCGUUAAGCAAUGCAUCGCACCGCCGAAAGGUUCAGUUCCACCCUUGGCACACAAUUUGGACCGGGUGCUAUUCUCUCCAGGUGUUCAUUUUCUUCAAGAUCCACGCACUCGAGUUUACAAUUUUUCGCCCUUUUUGAAAAAUGUCAUCAAGUAUGACGAUUUCGAUUUCGACAAGAUUGCCCAGUUCACGCCGGCUUCGAAAGAUAGCGAGAUGUUGAAGCAGGCGCAGAGACACCAGAAGCAGUUUUAUUCGAGCACCUCGUCGAUGACGUCGAUGUUGAGCAAAUUCUACAUGCUCUUGAACAACUAUAGUAAAUUCAAUGUCGAUCGGUUUGGCAAGAUCCCCUUCAGCGGGUUGGGGCUAAAGUUGCCCGCUAGUUUAUUUGUUGAGCCCCAGGGGGAAUUCAUCAUGAAGAAAUCGGGCGCAGGAGAACAACACGAAAAGAAGGGGGAAAAGGACAAAAAAAAAGAAAAGGUAGAGACAAAAACGGUUUAUUCUUUGCUGGCGGACAAAUCAUGCGACUCCGAGAUUCUACUAAGUGCCAUGGGACACUGUUUAGAAACCCUUUUAACCAAUCCUGAAAAGGAAUUCGUCAAGUAUCUCAAACAAAGCGACGCGGAAACGCCUCCGCCGGUUAAUGCCUAUAACUAUUCCUCAUUUGGCAGCUUCUUGAUGCGGUCCCAAUUGGACUGUUUCGAUGAAAGGUUACCUGGUAAUGGGACAUUUGACUUGAAAACGCGAGCCUCGGUGAAUAUCAGACACAAUUCAAAAGACCCCAAUCAGGGCGAAACCGACUACCAGAUUUUCAGACUUAAAGGUCCAUUUGAAAGCUACGAGCGCGAAUUUGUUGACUUGAUCCGCACGGGUGCCAUGAUGAAGUACAUGUUUCAAGCGAGAAUCGGCCAAAUGGACGGGAUAUUCAUAGCCUACCACAACGUCAACCAAAUCUUUGGCUUUGAGUACUUGCCACUUGAAGAAAUUGACAAAUUGUACUACCUGGACAAAUCAGUCUCUGAACUAACAAGCACCGAUCCACAACACAUUGCAAAUUUCGUCGACAGGGACAAGAUGCCCUCGGUGAUUGCCGACAGCCAGUUUAAAUUCUCGAUUGAAAUCUGGGAGACGUUGCUCAAGAAGCAUAUUCUCAAGGAUCUAAACGACGACCAAACUCCCUUUCGACUCGUGGCUCAAACACGCAAGCACGGUGCUCGAAAAUGCACCGUGCUCGACAUUUACGUGGUGUCCAUGUCAAAAGCCGAUGUCAAGGAAAUCCAACUGAUUUCAGAUCGGUUCCCCACUAGUUUCAGAGACACACUCUCCGAGACGCAACGAGUUGAAAACUUCAAGAACCACGUGGAAGAAGUCGAACGUCUCAAUAAGAGUACCUUGAGCCAUUCUUCAAAGCUCUUAUCUUACACCAUCACCAUGGGGGAAAAUAUAUUUGGAGACAAGUGCGAAUCGUACGACCAUUUGCCGCAAAGUCGGCCCAAGUCAUGGAAGCUUCUGUACCACAUUAUCAAGAACACCAACCCUUCAACGGUGAAAUUCAUGAGUGUGUUGAAUGAGCCGCUCGAACGGUUGAAGCAGGACUUGGUCGAGCAGGUGAACCCCAUGCGCGAGCGGAGAAGAAACAUCAAGGCUGUUCUUGAAUCGUAUGAGCAGUUGGGGUCGUUGCGGAAGAAGGUGUGGGCGCCAAGGGACAAGGCUCGACAAGUGUACAGACCGAAAUAUCCCCUUUGA
This is a messenger RNA of Lodderomyces beijingensis, 2307 nucleotides long. NCBI's taxonomy places the organism in Eukaryota, Fungi, Ascomycota, Pichiomycetes, Serinales, Debaryomycetaceae. The record is from the annotation of a GenBank genome assembly.